CAAGAACUAUAUGAAUUUUCUAUGGAUUUAAAUUUACUGGAUGUUAGUGGAGAAGUCUGCAAGGAGCCAACUAUAGACAUUGCUCAGAUUACUGAGAGCAUGCAGCAAUAUGAGCCAUUAAAGCUGAUCAAAGAGGACAUGGAACUAUCCGAAAACAUAAUCAGAAAUCUGGAAACUUUAAAUUUGACCGACACGAAAUCUUUGUCGCAGUCGGAGAUCAUCGAGCGGGAACUUUCUAGCGUGUUCGACGACAUAGACGACCAAUUGAUGACGAAACCAGUUUUGAAGUACAACGCCCGCAAAACGAGAGAAAGUAUUUUUGACAAUCCGGAAAGGUUUAAGGAUAUUUUAAGUAAGAACGCGAAAAAUCCUGUUGAGCCCAAUAUAUUCCAUAAAAUUGUCGAAUCUUUGACCAAAAGCGGACCUCCAGAAACGACCACGCAAAAUAAUUUGUUAGAUAAAGGUAUUUACAGUUCAUACCAAAAACUUUAG
Molecule: messenger RNA, 492 nt
Organism: Sitophilus oryzae (rice weevil)
Lineage: Eukaryota; Metazoa; Arthropoda; Insecta; Coleoptera; Curculionidae
Exons: 2
Coding region: 22-492 (156 amino acids)
Source: RefSeq, a predicted model, not a curated record